AUGAGCCUUCCACGUGACAUCGCCUCCAGCCAGCGGCGGAGCUCCAUGGCCAAAAUCGCCCGUUCGCCGUGGGCAGCCUCGCCCGGCGGCCUGGUGCCCCGCCACUCGCCCUCGGUGGCCAGCCUGCUCCAUGGGAACACGCUUUUCAUGAAAAAUGACGCCAGCUCCGUGGCCUCCAAGACGGCCGAGCCGCACUCCAAAAGCACCAGUCCCAGCUCCGAGCAAGACGUCCCCGACGCUGCCCGACGGCCGCUGGACGCCAAAAUCGCCGAGCUGGUCCAGCGCCACUUGCGCCCGGACGCCGAGCUGGCGCUAGCCGCCGAGGGCGCGGACGUCACACGCCACAUCUACCGCUUCGGCACCGACAAGCCGCCGCUCCAGCGCUCCAAAAGCAUGUCGCUGGUGACCGGCCAGGACGAGUCCCGCCGCGGCUCUUCGGCCAGCUCGCUCAACGUGCCCGGCGGGUUCCGGCGCCAGUACGUGUUGGCGCACUCCGGCAAGCGCCGGCCCACGUUGCUUACUCGCAACUUCGUGGAGUUCCUCAGCAUCUACGGCCAUUUUGCCGGCGAGGACCUCGAGGACGAUGACGCCGUGGCGUGCCACUACUCGCCGUACAAGUACGACGCCGGCAGCGACGAGGAAACACCGCUAGUACCGCGGACGCCCGACAGCUACAACCCCGCCGGCACUGCCUCGGACGCCAAGGCGUACUUCUUGCUUGUCAAGGCCUUUGUGGGCACCGGCGUCUUGUUCUUGCCCAAGGCGUUUGCCAGCGGUGGGCUUGUUUUCCUGGCGGCCAUGUUGUUCCUGUUUGGCUUGCUUUCGUACUGGUGCUACGUGGUGCUCGUGUACGCGAAAUUGGCCCUGCGCGUGUCGGGCUUUUCGGAAAUGGGCCGCGUGUGCUACGGCACAUGGUUCCAGCAGUUGAUCUUGCUCUCCAUCGUGCUCUCCCAGGUGGGGUUUGUGGCCACGUACAUCGUGUUCACGGCAGAGAACUUGCGGGCGUUUCUCGUCAACGUGUCUUCGUACGAAACCGCCGACUGGAACAUCGUGUGGUUCAUUGCAUUGGAGGCCUGUGUGCUCACGCCCUUGAGCUUGGUCCGCGACAUCACUAGGCUCUCGUUGCUGGCGCUCUUGGCCAACGUCUUCAUCAUGGUGGGGCUUGUGACCAUCGUGUGCUUCACCGCCAUGGAGCUUCUCGGAAACAGCCUCCAGCCGGGCCCGGGCGUCCACUACCUCUUCAACAAGGACGAGUUCUCGCUUUUCGUCGGCGUGGCGAUUUUCGCGUUUGAGGGCAUUGGGCUCAUUAUCCCGAUCCAGGAGUCUAUGAUCUACCCCGACCACUUCCCGCGUGUUUUGCGCAGCGUGGUGUUGACUAUCUCCACCAUCUUCGUGUUCGUGGGCGGCUUGGGCUACCUCACGUUUGGCGACAAGAUUGACACUGUGAUCCUCCUCAACUUGCCCCAGAACUCGCCCUUCGUCAUCUUGGUCCAGCUUUUCUAUGCAUUUGCAAUUCUUUUGUCGACGCCGAUUCAAAUCUUCCCCGCUGUGCGGUUGAUUGAGCUGCGUGUUUUCCCUCCGUCCUACUCGGGGAAGGCCUCCAGUGGAGUCAAAUGUAUGAAGAACCUCUUGCGGCUGGCGUUUGUGAUUCUCACUUCUGCCGUUGCUUUCUACGGCGGCAAGAAUUUGGACAAGUUUGUGUCCUUCGUGGGCUGUUUUGCGUGUAUUCCAUUGGUAUACAUGUACCCACCCAUGCUUCAUUUAAAGACGUGUUGCGACUAUCAAAACGCAACGUCCAACAGACGCAAAAUGUUUCUUAUGGCAAUGGUCGACUAUACAAUGAUUGUUUUGGGCGGAAUAGCCCUAGUGUACACGACCUACGAUCUUCUCACCCACUAA
Messenger RNA from Metschnikowia bicuspidata var. bicuspidata NRRL YB-4993, 1899 nucleotides. It is a transcript of the gene AVT4, whose product is annotated as Avt4p. NCBI's taxonomy places the organism in Eukaryota, Fungi, Ascomycota, Pichiomycetes, Serinales, Metschnikowiaceae. Gene Ontology annotation, molecular function: amino acid transmembrane transporter activity. Bases 1 to 1899 code for a protein of 632 amino acids. The transcript has a single exon. Gene Ontology annotation, biological process: amino acid transmembrane transport. The record is from RefSeq and is a predicted model, not a curated record.